Molecule: messenger RNA, 989 nt
Organism: Lates calcarifer (barramundi perch)
Lineage: Eukaryota; Metazoa; Chordata; Actinopteri; Centropomidae
Exons: 6
Coding region: 89-724 (211 amino acids)
Source: RefSeq, a predicted model, not a curated record
AACACUUCCCCUGUUCCCUUUGAGGAGGCUGUAGCUGGCAGGAUCCCUGACAUUUGUGUCGCACUCUGGCUGCCUGCUGUCUCGAGCCAUGGCUGCACAGCUGGUUGUAGCACUGCUGGCUCUCACCUCCCUGGGUGCUGCAUCUGAACCGGACUGUAAAGAGCUGGUUAAGCCCCUGGUACUGGACAGCCACAGCCCCAUCUAUGGGAAGUGGGUGCUUCAUGUGGGGUCAUGGGACCAGACCGGUCUGAAGGAUGACUUGCUGUCGGUGAACAGCUCCUGGGUGGAGCUGUCAGCUUCCUCAGACAGCGGAGUCAUCACCAUCUACUGGGCCGACCGCCUAAAUGAUGAUAAAUGCCUUCAGGGUUUAGCCAAUGCCACCAUCUCAGGAAUGACCAGCCAUACCACUUUUAACAUCCAUGGUCACACUUCAUAUCAUGAUGGGAAAUACUAUGAGACCUGUGCCGAAUGCCUCCUGUCCGAAGACACCACCCUCCUCCCUGACGGCAAGUCAAAGGGACGAUAUCUUUUUCUUUUUACACGGACAGGCAACCUGGAGCCAUCUGAGUUAGAGACCUUCAAGAAGCAGGCGGAAUGUCUUAAAUUCAUCCCAGAGUACCACUUUGGGGGCAUGGAUCUGUGUCCAGACGACAGGGUAACUUCUGCACCUGCUGUUGAGAAUACAGAGAGCAAUCAAACUGAUGCUCAGCCUCCCGCAAAGUAAAGUGGAGCACAGAAGUGUCACAGCCCUGUGAACAGCCUCCAAAUAUUCAAGCAAACCCAGCUUAACAUGUACUAAAUAGUAUUGUAAUGUGAUCUACUUGUGCACCGAUGUAGUCUUGUGUUUUUUUUUUUUUCAUUUGUCGUUUGUUGGUUUCAGCAACAGGUCUGUAGUUUAGCUUAAUGAAUCCACUUAAAUGUCUCCUUUAAUGCCACUAUUUCCCACUGGUUGUGUGUGGUAAAUAAAAACACUUCUUAGUCUCCCUCUG